Molecule: messenger RNA, 1737 nt
Organism: Scatophagus argus
Lineage: Eukaryota; Metazoa; Chordata; Actinopteri; Scatophagidae
Gene: f7i
Product: coagulation factor VIIi
Exons: 8
Coding region: 92-1465 (457 amino acids)
Biological process (GO): blood coagulation; proteolysis
Cellular component (GO): extracellular region
Molecular function (GO): calcium ion binding; serine-type endopeptidase activity
Source: RefSeq, a predicted model, not a curated record
CAGCGGGGCCUGAGGCCUGGUGGGCGGGAACUAAAAGUGUCAGAGCUCUCUUAUAAAGCCUCUUCGUCCCAGCGGAGACACCGAACUCAUCAUGCUGGCGAGGAGCUGUUGCACCGUCUGGAUCCUGCUCUCAGGCGUCGCUGCGGCUGCAGUGUUUGUGGAGAGGCCCGAGGCCAACGCCGUGCUGCACAGAUGGCGGCGAGCGAACAGCGGCUUCCUGGAGGAGCUGCAACAAGGAAACCUGGAGCGGGAGUGCAUCGAGGAGACAUGCGACUACGAAGAGGCUCGAGAAGUUUUCGAAGACGAUGACAAGACGAAACAAUUCUGGCUGACGUAUGACCGUCGUGACCCCUGCCUGGUCAACCCGUGUCAUAACAACGGGAUGUGUGUCUCCGUGGGGACGUCCUACCAGUGUCACUGUCCUGAGGGUUUUGGGGGACAACAUUGCGAGACGGUGGUCGAGGACCUACUGAAGUGUCUCUACCUGAACGGACAGUGUCAACAUUUCUGUGACAGCUCAGGACAAAGUUCCAAAUGUUUGUGCGCUGACGGCUACAAACUGGGAGCGGAUGGACGACAGUGCGUCGCUCAGGUGGAAUAUCCAUGUGGUCGGCUGGCUCCACAGGAAGCGGGCGCGAACCAGACUGUGGUGGGUCAGACCAGGCUGGUGGGGGCGAACCACUGUCCAAGAGGAGAGUGUCCCUGGCAGGUUCUGGUUCAGUUACAUGGACGCAGUCACUGUGGAGGCGUUCUGAUCCGCCCAGACUGGGUCAUCACCGCUGCACACUGUAUCCAUGGCAACCAUGCCCAAGACCUCGCUGUGGUGGCAGGCGAACACAACCUGGACGUGGAAGAGGGCACAGAACAGAGGAUACCUGUUUCCAAGGCAACGGCCCACGAGGGCUACGUCCCAGAGACGGGUGACAGCGACGUCGCCUUGCUGCAGCUCAGCUGGCCCGUCACCUUGAACCGACACACCGUCCCCGUCUGCCUGCCAACCAAAGACUUCGCCGAGCGCGAGCUCCUGUUGGUCCGCUACCACACCGUGUCCGGCUGGGGCAAGAGGACCGUCGGGGGCAACGAGGAACACGGCGCCGUCAACACGGCCCCGCCGUCCCCCGCCCUCCGCACGUUUUCCGUCCCCAUCAUCCAGAACUCCCAGUGCUCCCAGAGAGCCAAGUUCAACUUCACCAGCAACAUGCUGUGUGCGGGAUACAUGGAGGGCAGCCAGCCGAGCUGCCGCGGAGAUGACGGGAGCCCGCUGGUCACGCUCUACGGCUCCACCCACUUCCUGACAGGCGUGGUGGGCUGGGGGCGGGGAUGUCCACACCCAGGAUAUUAUGGGGUUUACACCAACAUGGCCAACUUCGUGGACUGGGCGAAGGGCAUCAUGACGACAGCCAAUGAGAAACCAACAGAGAAAACGGCGACGGCUUUCGACAUGCUGGAACAGACGCGAGUUUAACGAUCAACUGCUGCCACGGUUUUCUGUCUGAACCUUCAACUCUUCAUGUCGUCAUUAUCGAGACGUUCAAGUGCUUUAAUGUUCCAGCUUGUCCUGGUCUUCAGGUCUUGUUUGUGAUGUUUAUGAUCGGAGCUAAUGAAUAAAUGUGUCUGAUUGAUAAGCUGGUGAUCGAUGAGAACAUUUCCACAUUAAACUCGUUAGUUAUCAGUUAGAUACCAGUUUACCACCAAUCUGAGUGUUUGAAAUCUGCCUGUUUAAAGAUGUUGUGCGAG